AUGCUAUCGCCAGCGAUAUCCACCAAGACUUCUACGCCCGGUCGGGCCAGAGCUUCCUGCGAGCCAUGUAGAUCGCGAAAGGUCCGAUGCUCAGGAGAAUACCCGAAACGCGCUGGCAGACCCAAGAACCAUCAGCGGCCUUGCGUGAUAGCGCGUGCAGCGUCCAGUCCUGCUCGUCGGGAUGACCGUCGGCCAUCACCAGCGCAAACGAAUACCGCCCGGAUAACGACCGUUACAGAGGAGCGCCCAAGCCAUCACGAACCCAAUACAGAUAUACCGCCUUAUCUCGCGGACUUUGAGAGCUUCGCGCCUGCGCAACCUCACAGCGACAUCCUCACCCAAACAGACAUCAACGCUUCAUGCGCAUGCCUAUCGAUCCUCUAUCUUCUCCUCAAUCGUCUCGGAGUCCGUACCGAACUCAUCGUCCCCGACGAUCUCGCGAUUUUGCGAAAUACAUUCGAGCGCGCAACAGAUGUUCUAGAAUGCUCAAAGUGUCCCAUGCGGUUCUCGUCCGUGCUACAAAAUGCGGGCAUCUUGGGCAUUCUAUGCGUCUGUAUUGCUGAAUCCUACGUCAGGUUCAUCAAGACGAUUGAUUCAAAGGCAAUUGAAGCGACUGGCAAGGGAGAAAAGUUGAAGGUCGCACUCAAUCCUUUGGGUCAAUCGCAUACCGCGGACGAUACAGUGAUGGUGCCGAUUGAAGUGUCGCCCGAACAGUGGAAGAGUCUCAUGUACAAUGUUGUUAAAUCGGAGAUAUUUGGCAUUGAGAACCACCGGAAUAAGUCAUUCGUCGCUUUCAUUGAGCGGUUGGAAGAGCGACAGACGAGAUGGCAUACCCUGCCUACAGCGCCCGACUGCCCGCCAACAUAUCAGUCUGCUUGUUCGUCUUCGAAUGAACUACCACUCUGCUUAACCAUCACGAAGGCGGCGAGAAAUGUCCUUGACCCGAUAACUUCUACUAUGGAGUGA
Molecule: messenger RNA, 966 nt
Organism: Fusarium redolens
Lineage: Eukaryota; Fungi; Ascomycota; Sordariomycetes; Hypocreales; Nectriaceae
Exons: 4
Coding region: 1-966 (321 amino acids)
Biological process (GO): regulation of DNA-templated transcription
Molecular function (GO): zinc ion binding; DNA-binding transcription factor activity, RNA polymerase II-specific
Source: RefSeq, a predicted model, not a curated record